UGUAAGAAAAUUGCAUGUGAGUUUAUAAAAUUACACGCAGAAUAAUAGAAAAUUGAAAAAUACCACUUUUUGCAUUUUGUACUGAUUUGAGUUGUGUUAGAAAACUGCAGAUUUCUAACAUAAGCAUCUCUAUAAGUAUUAAUAAUGGUGACAAAUUUUAUAUAUUUAAUGUAUUAAUUUUGUGUGACUAAUUAUAGGAACGACUUCCUAUUGAGGAAGUGUUUGAGGUGCUGAAAUCAACAAGAGAAGGUUUGAGCAGUGAUGAUGCAGAGAGGAGGGUCUCAAUAUUUGGGCCAAACAAGUUGGAAGAGAAGAAAGAAAGUAAAUUGCUUAAGUUCUUGGGAUUUAUGUGGAAUCCUCUCUCAUGGGUUAUGGAAUCUGCUGCUAUCAUGGCCAUUGUUUUAGCUAAUGGAGGGGGCAAACCACCAGAUUGGCAAGACUUUGUUGGUAUAGUUGUUUUGCUUAUCAUCAACUCAACAAUUAGUUUCAUUGAAGAAAACAAUGCAGGCAAUGCUGCAGCUGCGCUCAUGGCUGGUCUAGCCCCCAAGACAAAGGUUUUAAGAGAUGGAAGGUGGAGUGAGCAAGAUGCUGCAAUAUUGGUGCCAGGAGAUGUUAUCAGUAUCAAGUUGGGAGACAUUGUCCCUGCUGAUGGUCGUCUCUUACAAGGCGAUCCCUUAAAGAUUGAUCAGUCUGCGCUCACGGGCGAGUCUCUCCCUGUUACCAAGCAUCCCGGCAGCCAGGUCUACUCUGGCUCCACCUGCAAGCAGGGUGAGAUUGAAGCAAUUGUUAUCGCUACAGGUGUGCGAACAUUCUUUGGGAAAGCUGCUCAUUUAGUGGACAGUACUAAUCAAGUUGGUCACUUUCAAAAGGUUUUGACAGCAAUUGGUAACUUCUGCAUCUGCUCGAUAGUAAUAGGAAGUGUGAUCGAGGCCAUUGGGAUAGCAAUUCAACACAGAUCAUACAGAGAUGGUGUUGACAAUAUUUUGGUUCUCCUCAUUGGUGGUAUCCCAAUUGCUAUGCCAACAGUAUUGUCUGUUACCAUGGCUAUUGGAUCUCACCGUCUUUCGCAGCAAGGCGCUAUAACCAAGAGGAUGACAGCAAUUGAAGAGAUGGCGGGAAUGGAUGUUCUUUGUAGUGAUAAAACUGGAACUCUUACUCUCAACAAACUUACAGUUGAUAAGUCUUUGAUUGAGGUGUUCAAGGACAUAGAUAAGGACACUGUUGUCUUGCUUGCGGCUAGAGCUUCUAGAGUUGAAAACCAAGAUGCCAUUGAUGCUUCAAUCGUUGGGAUGUUAGGUGACCCCAAAGAGGCAAGAGAAGGAAUCACUGAGGUACAUUUUCUACCUUUCAAUCCUGUGGAUAAGCGCACUGCAAUCACUUACAUUGACAACAAUGGAAACUGGCAUAGAUGCAGCAAGGGUGCUCCCGAGCAAAUUAUUGAUCUUUGUAAUCUCACUGGCCAAGUAAAAGUAAAAGCACAUGCAAUCAUUGACAAGUACGCUGAACGCGGUCUUCGUUCCUUGGCAGUUGCACGACAGACUGUUCUAGAGAAAACAAAGGAGAGUGCUGGAGAACCAUGGGAGUUUGUAGGUCUGAUGCCUCUCUUUGACCCUCCAAGGCAUGAUAGCGCUGAGACUAUUCGCCGAGCUCUUGAGCUUGGUGUCAAUGUGAAGAUGAUCACUGGUGACCAACUUGCAAUUGGAAAGGAGACUGGUCGUAGACUUGGUAUGGGAACUAAUAUGUAUCCUUCAUCCUUUCUCCUUGGCCAGAAUAGAGAUGAAUCCACUGCUGGCAUUCCCAUUGAUGAGCUUAUUGAGAAUGCAGAUGGUUUCGCUGGUGUCUUCCCUGAACACAAGUAUGAGAUUGUUAAAAGGCUACAAGAAAGGAAACAUAUAUGUGGUAUGACUGGAGAUGGUGUCAAUGAUGCUCCGGCACUUAAGAAGGCAGACAUUGGUAUAGUUGUUGCUGAUGCAACUGAUGCAGCUAGAAGUGCAUCUGACAUUGUUUUGACAGAGCCAGGAUUGAGUGUCAUCAUCAGCGCCGUGUUGACAAGCCGAGCCAUCUUCCAGAGGAUGAAGAAUUACACAAUUUACGCAGUUUCUAUUACAAUCCGUAUUGUGUUGGGAUUCAUGUUGGUAGCUCUCAUUUGGAAGUUUGAUUUCUCACCAUUCAUGGUUUUGAUCAUUGCCAUCUUGAAUGAUGGGACAAUCAUGACCAUUUCAAAGGACAGAGUCAAACCAUCUCCUAUGCCUGACUCAUGGAAACUAAAAGAGAUUUUCACUACUGGAAUUGUUCUUGGAACCUACAUGGCUCUCAUGACUGUACUCUUCUUCUGGAUUGCACAUAGCACAGAAUUUUUCUCUGAAAAGUUCCAUUUAACUCCUCUUAAGACUUUGCCUGAACUUAACUCAGCUCUCUACCUUCAAGUAAGCAUCAUUAGUCAAGCACUCAUCUUUGUGACCCGUUCAAGGAGUUGGUCUUUUGUUGAACGCCCUGGUUUCUUGCUUCUUGGAGCCUUCAUGGCCGCGCAACUGGUGGCCACUCUAAUUGCUGUGUAUGCAAACUGGGGUUUUGCUAAAAUCCAAGGAAUUGGUUGGGGAUGGGCUGGUGUGAUCUGGCUUUUCAGCAUUGUCACUUACUUCCCUCUUGAUGUUCUCAAGUUUCUGACUCGAUAUGCAUUGAGUGGCAAAGCCUGGAAUACCAUGCUUCACAGCAAGAUUGCUUUCACAACAAGGAGGGAUUAUGGAAGAGGCCAAAGGGAAGCUCAAUGGGCAUCGGCUCAACGAAUAGUUGAUGGUCUUCAACCUCCAUUACCUCAUUACAACAACGAUAACCAUGAACUGUCUGAGAUUGCUGAACAAGCCAGAAUACGUGCUGAAAUUGCUAGGUUGACGGAGAACCGUACGUUGAAGGAUCGCGUUGAAUCUGUAGUGAUGCGCAAGGGGCUUGAGCUUGAUGAUAUUCGGCUGAAUUACACUUUGUAAAAAGUCAUCAUUCUUCAGAAAAAGUUUUUUUUUUCUUCAUUAUUAGGAUUUUCAUUUAGUUAUUUAUUUUUUUAGAUCAAAUUUUCACUUAGAUUUUGUCAUUUAUUUUUAGUUAUGCUUAAUGAUAUAGGAAAUUUUAGAUAUGCUUAGAUAACAUAUGGAAAAGAACUAAGAGCUCUAAUGUGUAUAUUGAGAUAUGCUUAUGUUAAUAUUGCAUGUGAAAUGUACAUAUACUUAGUUUGAUUUUUAAUUUUAUUUUAUUAAUGUAUAUUUUUAGUUAUAUAA
Cannabis sativa is the source of this 3269-nucleotide messenger RNA. RefSeq names its product ATPase 8, plasma membrane-type-like. Gene Ontology annotation, cellular component: plasma membrane. NCBI's taxonomy places the organism in Eukaryota, Viridiplantae, Streptophyta, Magnoliopsida, Rosales, Cannabaceae. The record is from RefSeq and is a predicted model, not a curated record. The transcript has 13 exons. Gene Ontology annotation, molecular function: P-type proton-exporting transporter activity; ATP binding; ATP hydrolysis activity. Gene Ontology annotation, biological process: regulation of intracellular pH; proton export across plasma membrane. The coding region runs from base 348 to 2984 and encodes 878 amino acids.